UUUGCUCGAGCAGAGUCGAGUUGCCCGUAGCUCGGCUAGGGUAGAGCUGAUUUUUAGUAUAAUUCAUUUAAAUAAUGAUUUUUAUGAGUUAACAGUUAUUAUUUUAGUAUCAGUGAUUAGUGUUUUGUUUGUAAAUCUUAAAUACAUUAGUUUAGCAGUCACUGAUGUGGUGUAAUCUCUAUUUCCCGUUUCGUUUUACCAAUCUAAUCUAAACAGAAAAUGGCCGACGGUGUUGGUGCGGGUGUCUCCUUUGUUUAGUGCUGAAUUCUAGUGAAAAUAAGUAUUAAAAGGAAUAAUGCCUAGUGCCUCGUUUUCCUCUUCGCGUUCUUACGUUCGCAGAUCGCGAAGAAAAGGCGGACAUCGAAUACCAUUGCCUUCUAGGACACAAUCGACGGAGCCAUGUGAGUCAGUCCCGUGCCCCAACAACGUGACCGGCAGCGCCAUGGCUGCCACAGCUUGCGCGGGCCCCAGCGGCAGCGGCGGCGGUGGCUCGCCGCCCGUGCCCGCCGCCGCGCCCGCCACCACCGCCGGCCACCACAGUCCGUACGACCUGCGCCGCAAGAGCCCGCCCGCCUACCACGAGCCCGGGCCUUCGGGUACUUGCUCACUGCCGGCCAGGAAGAGGCCUAGGACAUCAUUGUCACAAGGCGUGGACGUAUGCAACGUAUCUCAGUACCUCCAGUAUGAAUUGCCCGACGAGGUGCUUCUGUGUAUCCUGUCGCACCUCACCGAGCGCGAUCUGUGCCGCGUGGCGCAGGUCUGCAAGCGGUUCAAUACCAUCGCCAAUGAUACUGAGCUAUGGAAAAGCCUAUACCAAUCGGUGUUUGAAUACGACAUGCCAUUGAUGCACACCGCGCCGUGCCAGUUCGAGUUCAUGACGGCGGACGAGUGCGACGCCGACAACCCCUGGAAGGAGAGCUUCAGGCAGCUGUACUACGGCAUUCACGUGCGACCCAACUACCGUCCCAAGAAGGACUCGCGGAUCAAGCAUUUUAAUACUAUUAGAGCCGCUCUGGAGUAUGUGGAGGAGCGCGGCGGGUCCACGCCGACCAGCAGCAGCGGCAGCUCGCCCUGCGCGGCCGGGGCGACGGCGGCGGCGACGGCGACGGCGGGCGCUAGCACCGCCGCGGCGUGCGCGUGCGCGGGCGCCGGGCCGUGCGCGUGCCGCCGCGCGCAGCAGCCCAAGCCCGCGCUCGUGUUCGUGCACCAGGGGCUCUACCAGGAGGAGUGCCUCGCCAUCGACACCGACGUGCAGCUCAUUGGUUGUGCCGCUGGCAACGUGGCCGAGUCGGUAGUACUGGAACGCGAGGCGGAGUCGACGCUGACGUUCGCAGAGGGCGCCAGCCGCGCGUACGCGGGCCACAUGACGCUGAAGUUUUCACCCGACGCUACCAGCACCAUGCAGCACCACAAGCACUACUGCCUGGAGGUCUCCGAUAACUGCUCUCCCACCGUUGAUCAUUGCAUUAUUCGGAGCGCCAGUGUGGUGGGUGCAGCGGUGUGCGUGAGCGGAGCGGGCGCCAACCCGGUGAUCAAACACUGCGACAUCAGCGACUGCGAAAACGUCGGUCUCUACGUCACGGACUACGCGCAGGGCGCCUACCAGGACAACGAGAUCUCGCGCAACGCGCUCGCCGGCAUCUGGGUCAAGAACUUCGCCAACCCCAUCAUGCGCCGCAACCACAUACACCACGGUCGCGACGUCGGCAUAUUCACAUUUGAGAAUGGAUUGGGCUACUUUGAAGCAAAUGAUAUUCACAACAACAGAAUCGCCGGUUUCGAAGUGAAAGCCGGCGCCAACCCCACCGUAGUGCACUGCGAGAUCCACCACGGCCAGACGGGAGGCAUUUACGUGCAUGAGUCCGGGCUCGGCCAGUUCAUAGACAACAAGAUACACUCGAACAACUUCGCGGGCGUGUGGAUCACCUCCAACAGCAACCCGACCAUUCGUCGCAACGAGAUUUAUAACGGCCAUCAGGGCGGCGUGUAUAUAUUCGGCGAGGGCCGGGGGCUGAUUGAGCACAAUAAUAUUUAUGGAAAUGCUUUGGCUGGAAUUCAGAUCCGCACAAACAGCGACCCGAUAGUCCGGCACAACAAGAUCCACCACGGGCAGCACGGCGGCAUCUACGUGCACGAGAAGGGCCAGGGGCUCAUCGAGGAGAACGAGGUGUACGCCAACACGCUCGCCGGCGUCUGGAUCACCACCGGCUCCACGCCCGUGCUGCGCCGCAACCGCAUACACUCCGGCAAACAGGUUGGCGUAUAUUUCUACGACAACGGCCACGGAAAACUAGAAGAUAACGACAUUUUCAACCACCUAUACUCUGGCGUUCAAAUCCGAACCGGCAGCAACCCGGUCAUCCGCGGCAACAAGAUCUGGGGCGGGCAGAACGGCGGCGUGCUCGUAUACAACGGCGGCCUAGGGCUGCUCGAACAGAACGAGAUCUUCGAUAACGCCAUGGCGGGUGUGUGGAUUAAGACUGACUCCAACCCGACGCUCAAGAGAAAUAAGAUUUUUGAUGGGCGCGAUGGAGGAAUUUGUAUUUUUAAUGGAGGAAAGGGAGUAUUGGAGGAGAACGAUAUAUUUCGCAACGCGCAAGCGGGCGUGCUGAUCUCAACUCAGAGCCACCCGGUGCUGCGGCGCAACCGCAUCUUCGACGGGCUCGCGGCCGGCGUCGAGAUCACCAACAACGCCACCGCCACGCUAGAACACAACCAGAUCUUUAACAACAGAUUUGGAGGCCUUUGCCUAGCAUCUGGCGUGUCGCCAUUAAUACGAGGCAACAAAAUAUUUAGCAAUCAAGACGCCGUGGAGAAGGCGGUCGGCGGCGGCCAGUGCUUGUAUAAGAUAUCGUCGUACACGUCGUUCCCCAUGCACGAUUUCUACAGGUGCCAGACUUGCAACACGACAGACCGCAAUGCCAUUUGUGUCAAUUGCAUCAAAACGUGCCAUCAGGGACAUGACGUCGAAUUCAUACGCCAUGACAGAUUUUUCUGCGACUGCGGCGCGGGCACACUGUCGAACCAGUGCCAGCUGCAGGGCGAACCCACGCAGGACACGGACACGCUGUACGACUCCGCCGCACCCAUGGAGUCCCACACGCUCAUGGUCAACUGAGCCCCUUGUCCACUGUCCAGGGUCCGGCAGCUGAACCGAGACGCCGUCACGCUGUACUCUACCUCGGACGAAUUAUUUUUAUUACCUAAAUCUUCACGUUGUACAUGUCAUGUCGUGAGUCGCUAGUAUUUGUAGGGCGCUCUCCGCGCCCCCGAUUCGCAUUCGUGUAAACCUGUUAAAAUAAUUAGGUACUAGUUGAACGAUUGCUGGUAUUUCGACGUUACGCUGUCUGUAUAUGUAGGGGCAUUUUUUUAAUCAUCUGUACUUAAUAAUUAUGUAUUUUGUCGAGUAGUAUCAUGCAUUCCCAAAUUGUAAUCGUACCAUAAUCUCAAAAAUCACAUUGAUAUAUUAGAAUAAUGUUAUUCGUUUUAUAAGAUGUACUGGUAGCAGUGUUUACAUUAUAAUGUCUACUAUAGUUUUGUAAUCAUGAGAAAUAUUAUUUUUAGUGCUCCAUCACUCUAAAUUUUUGAUUGCUUAAUCAAUGUUUUAUACUAUAUUAUUUGUGUUUAGCACUUUGUUUUGAAGCUACCAUUUUUUGUUUCUCAACGAAUAAUGGACGAGUUCAAUAGCAGGGAUGACUGUGUUUUUAAAAUGCCAUGUAAAAUAUGAUACCUUCUAUAGUCCAAAAGUGCUAGAAGAUAGACAGAUAAUGUAUCCUCGUAUUAUUAUUUAGUACCUACCAAGAUUUGGUUCUCGAUCUGGCGACUGCGGACGUCAGGAUAGCGUUUAGUAAUAUUUGCUGUCCACAUUUUUAUUGAAUUGACGACACUUAUUAUAUUUGAUUUGGGGGCAUUUAUACCUCUGCUCUCCUGGCCCGGUGGCGGGAGCUUUGGUUAAUAAAGAUAUGUAAGUAUUGUUUGGGGUACAGCCGCGGUCGCGGCCGGACAGUCGCGGACGCCAGGCGCGGCGCCAUUUUAAUCUCUCCAUUAGGAGUCUGCCUCGCCUAACUAUUUUGGCGCUCCUAGUGCGCUUUGUAAAUAUUUAUGUCACACAAUAAUCGAAACGUAGUAAUUAAUGUAUUUGUAUCAUUAUAUUUUUAUUAUUGAUCACAACAUGUAUGUUUAAUUAUGGUUAGGUCGUCGUAUGCUCAGAGCGGAGCCGCCGCGUUGCGGAGUGCGGGCCGGCCGGGCCCACGCCCGCUAGUGUAUAAUUAGGAUGCAAAUUAAAAGAACGAAUGUGCGUAUUUAAAUGGAAAAGAUCUUAGGUACAAUUGAUAUUUUAUUAUAUUGUUAAUUUAAAUUUGGUAUUGAUAUCGAUCGAGAAGCAAUGUUAGGAACUGGGAAAGGCCGAACGUGAGCGGCUAGAGUGCUGAUAGUGAUAAGUUAGCCGGUAAGCUAUAAUGAAAAUCUAAAUUACUCAGUAAUCACUAUUGCAAAUUUCGAAUUGUUAAAUCGUCUCUCCAUAGCACGGUAUGUUCUGAAUCUGCUUUUUUAUAAUCCUCAAUCUGUGAUCAUCGCUAAAUAUGUAAGUGAAAAUAAUUUAGUUGGUCCCCACUACAGUACUAUGACAUUAUUAUUAUAACAUCAAAAUUAUUGUGGCGCUGAUGCUUUAUAUAAUUGAAUGUGAAAAAUUGUUAUUUAUUGAAUUGUCAGUAUGAUCUUAAUUUAUUGAAUUCAAAUCUGGAUAUUUUGUUUAUACAUGAAGAUACCACUGUAAAAGCCGUGAUAUACAUCAUAUAAUAUUAUAAA
Molecule: messenger RNA, 4806 nt
Organism: Cydia amplana
Lineage: Eukaryota; Metazoa; Arthropoda; Insecta; Lepidoptera; Tortricidae
Gene: FBXO11
Product: F-box only protein 11
Exons: 14
Coding region: 296-3118 (940 amino acids)
Biological process (GO): regulation of apoptotic process; ubiquitin-dependent protein catabolic process
Molecular function (GO): protein binding; zinc ion binding
Source: RefSeq, a predicted model, not a curated record